AUGCGAUACCUAUUUGCCCUAAUAGCGGCACUCGCAGCUACAACGGUCGGCAUAGCUCAUGGAAAUAUUACCGCAAGGGAGGUCCUGAAACGUGUGGAUCUCGCAAACAAAGAAGAACAACAAAACAGUAUGUACAAAUAUACAUAUGAGGACGCAAAUGGAAAUACACUCCCAUUCUGUGCUAAAUUGAGUACCAUCGUAUGGUGCACAGACGAUGAAAUCAACCAGGCAUCAAACGUUCCAGCACUAUUCGACAUACUCAAACUCAAGUUCGCAGCAAGAGCACAGGAUCAUACACUAGCACAGCAAUUUGGAAAAUUAACAAUACUAUCCGCACUGGCAAGGUUGAUCUGCCAGGGAAAGGUACAAGUUAUCGAAAAUAAUGUACAAAAUGAAACCAAAAAUAUAAGAAUUACCGCAGAACUCAAAUCACCAUUCAAUAAUAAACAAGAAUGGGAAUCUUUGGUAUCAUAUACAACAGAACUGUCGCUGUAUCUCAGUGACGACACAUGCCCUAUCGUCAACGAUGCUGAAGAUGUUGAUAUCGAAAAGGACACGGAAUCGACAAAAUUCGAAAAUAUCGCUUUCAAAGUACACCCGGUGACACAAGAAGAAACGGAACCACAUACACAGAUAAACAAUAAUAUGGAACCCGAAGUCAAACAGCAGGAAACGGAACCACAUACACAGAUAAACAAUAAUAUGGAACCCGAAGUCAAACAGCAGGAAAAUGAACCUACAGAGAUUACAACAAAUCUUCAAGAGGAACCUAUAGUACCCGAACAAGCACAGAAACUUGGUCAGGAAACCACGCCUGUUAACGAAGAAAAACAAUAUAACAGCCUUACACAAGAACAAGAGACCAAAUUUAUGGACAAAUUUGAACAACUAGAUAUGAAGGAACACACUGAAGAAGAAGUACAUCCUUUACAUUUCAAGAUAUAUGCCCAUGUUGUAACAAAAAAUGAUGAUACACAUAAGGAUAUCAUCACGAAAACCACUAUACUGCUAAAAGAAGCUGACUUGAAACAAUGCAAGGACCAGCAUUUCUACGGAUGUAUCCGUGAGGUAAAGAAAACUUUAUUCAAUAGGUAUGAGGAUCAAGAUUCAAAGGAAUUUGUUAGGGGACACUUCAUCACACUACUGCAACUACUCAUGUUACAAGGUGACAUAUAUGUCACGCCCAUAGUAUCAAACGAUAAUGGCCUGACACAGUUAACCGUAUUUGUAACACAGUACACCACCAACUUCUUCAAUUUCAAGCAAUGGAAGAAACUCACUGGUGAUGCCCAUUCCACGGACCAACGUAUAGACAUAGGGUUAGAUAUGGCAGCAGAGCCAUUGAACAAACCGGAAGAUUCACAGAUGGUAAAACUAGGUAACGACUACCCUGUAGAUGAUUUUGAGAAGAAGUUCCUGGAAAAUCAUCAAUAUAUAAAAUUAGAUCAAAAACAAGAAGAAAAUGAAAAUAACAAGCAAAUGGAGGAACAGGGUGAAAGUCAAGCUCAUACUGAAGAAGAACAACAACAAACUCCACCUAAAAAAACACCGAAACCAGAAUCACAUCAAGAUAUGCAUAGGGUAUUAUCAUCAUAUGAACGAGCACUUAUGCAGGUACCAAGGGAAAUCAAUGGAUACCAGCUGGCAUACAGUGAUAUUGAGGAUUACCCCAACCUCCAGCAGAUAUGGCGUCUAGGACUUACUACAAUGAAACUUAUGAAAGAGGAUGAGGAUCUCAAGACGGUCCUUGAAAAACAGACAUUCACGUAUGAUCAGUUGAAGGAACUAUUCAACUUCUCAUACGGUGUCAUCGCUGUGAACCAAUAUGAGGAGGCGAGGGACUUUUAUGAGAGUGCUAAGAUACCUAAAGAGGCGGUGGAAACUAGCUUAACAAUGGUACAAAACCUAUUCAAGGCAAACACUGGUACCAACAUUACCAGGUUACCACCUAUUAUCAAGAAAAUGGCACACACAUGCCCAGUUAAGGAUAUGAUCAUAUCACUAUCCACAGAUGACCUUAUAGAUCGACUGCAUAUAAUGAUAGGUACAUGGAUCGAAUCCUUCGAGAUGGAAGAAAACCCCGAAGGUAACUUCCAACUUGCGGCUCUAUGUUCGGCUGCCGCUGUUGUAGUACAACAAUGGAGGUACAUGCAGCUAUCACAGGGCUACCAUGAAGAAGGUGAUGCUUGGGUAUUGUUGAUGCAAUCGUUCUCCAGGAUGGGACAGAGCAAGAGCGAACAGAAGGAAGUGAGAGAGAGGUACAAACGGUUGAUCAACAGUAGGGCUGCUAAACAAUGCCGCAAAUAUAUCAAUCAGGCAGGUGCAAUAGCUUACGCGUCGUACAAAGGUAUUGCACGUAAUUACAACCCACUCUCAUUAACCGGCGCCAUCGGUAAUGUCCUUGAUCAGAACAUGGAAGCUAGUACCGACGAGAUAGUGGGAUCAUUGAGGGAUUAUUUCUCGGCAGCAAACAUAAAGAACCGCAUAGGAAACGCUUUAGGCGUAUGUAUAUCGCUACAAGUGAUGAACAAAAUGCACAGCUGUCUAGCCGUGGAACAGUCAAAUGAUUACUCCUUGUAUAAGUUGGACCUAUUGACUAAGGACACAUCCCAUAUUCUGGAGAGCUUCACUUCUGCAAAUGUACAAAUAGAGGGUAAAGAUGUACCACAGACGUCCUUUGUUCACAUGGCAUGUGACCUUCGUGACGGGGUUGUCGAGGAGGCAUUGGACAAGUUGUUCAAACUCUUAUCUAACGAGGGGAAUACCAUCCUCAUCGAGACCUUGAACAGUCGUAACUACUUCCACCCUAAACUUGAUGACGUGGGUCAAAUUGUAGAUGACGGUGCUGGAGACGAUUGGUUGGGUGAAGAUUAUGUGCAACUAGAGGAUGCUGAAACCCUAUCCACUGAUGAAGAUGCACCGGAGAAGAACAAAGAAGGCUCGGAGAAUGCUAAGCCUGUAUCCUUCCUGGAAUUACAAGAUGAACAAUUUGGAGAUGAUGGUGACAUUGAUGUGGACAUGGAGGAUGAAGAGCCUGCUAAUGAUAUGGUAGAUAUGAUCAUGAAUGAGCGGGAAAAUAAGGAUCAAUGCCUAGGACAGAAGCAACCUGUUAAGUCUGUUACUAUCUACGAUAAAAUUAUGAACGAUCGUGCACCGCAUGGUAUUAUAUCCCCGGAUGAUAUGAGGACUAUCAUGUUUGACUUCAGGAUGAUAUCCAAAUUCGAUGACGAGACACUCAAGUCGCUCAUGGUCCCAUUAGUAUUCCAAAAAUGGGAAUCAGACUAUCUGAGGCGUCUACACGCGCAUGAGUAUCCAACAGUGCUUAUGAGGAAACUAGAAGAACGUAUGGAUAAAAUGAAGAAAAGUAUGCCAACCGACGAUCUACUACACCACGUAAGAUCCAUUGCGAACCUAGAGGGAAAGGACGAAGUAUCGAUAUCACUGGACAAGCACACCAUAGAUAUGAACCGGAAGCUAAAUGACUGCAAGAAUUUAUUGCAGAUUCUAAGUGAGAUACCACAUGACGGGUUCUAUUUUGAGGGUGAUGAUGGAAAAGAGUUACCUUUCCACCAAAUUGGAGAAAUCACGGCAAGAUCACUGCAACAGCCGAUCAACGCUCCACAGAUGAUCGUCAUGCAGAUCAUCGAUCCUGUACAUAUCGAUGACAGUGACGAGUUGUUCACAAGCCAUUGA
Molecule: messenger RNA, 3693 nt
Organism: Babesia sp. Xinjiang
Lineage: Eukaryota; Apicomplexa; Aconoidasida; Piroplasmida; Babesiidae
Exons: 2
Coding region: 1-3693 (1230 amino acids)
Source: RefSeq, a predicted model, not a curated record